ACAUCUCGCAGUCGAGCAUCUGGAGACCGUGGAAGAAGCGCAUUCGGCAUGUCGACUUUUUUGUGUCUAGCUUAGAUGACUGAGAAGCCCCUUUUAUGUUUACAGUCCAGAAGACAUCUCUUAUAGGGGUUUCUUCACAGCGUGAUUCUCAGAAGUGGGUCGUCUGUGUCUGGAAGUCAUGGCCCUCCUUCCUAUCUACCUGGUGGCGUUUUUCCUGGCCUUGUCAGUCGCAGAGCCCCUCACCACCCCCCACGGCGACAACGAGGUCUUAAAACAUUCAGGGCUAGAAGCCUUCAAAAGUCAGAGUCUACAGAUCGAGAAUGCUAUAGUGAACGUCACUGAAGUCGCGCAGGGAAACACGACAACCGCAACCCCCCUCACGACCACGGCACCCCCAGCACUCACCUCCCCAUGCCCAGGAAGUCUGGUGUUGGUGAGGGGAGAUGCAGGCUGCGUGUGUCCUCUAGGCAUGGUGCAGAUCGGAGACAACUGUACGUGCGCUGUGGGAUUCACCCAGCAGGGGGCAGCAGAGUGUCGUGAUAUUGAUGAGUGUAAAGGGGAUGGACCAGGUCCAUGCGGUCUCCAUGCCAACUGCACAAACACACCUGGUUCUUACCUGUGCAGCUGUCUCCGUGGUUACCUGAUGGGCCCAGAGGGAUGUCAGGAUGUAGACGAGUGUGCGCUGGCUGUGAUAACAGGGCUGCAGGCCUGCGGCCACGAGGCACAGUGUACGAACAGCCCAGGCUCCUUCUCCUGCUCCUGCGCAACUGGAUACGUCAUGGCCUUGAAUGGAAAGAGCUGUGUAGAUGCGGGCGAGUGCAGUUUUGAGGAGCAGUGUAACCUGGGCAACGUGUGUGUGAACACCCCCGGAAGCUUCCGCUGUCAGUGCCAAGCCGGCUUCAGAGCCGAGGCUCCGGCCUGCGUGGGUCAUGUGUGUCCAGACUACACAGUGUGCCAAGACGUGGACGAGUGCAAGGCCAGCCCAGAUGUGUGUGUCGGUAAGGGCGUGUGUGAGAACACCCUCGGGAGUUACAAAUGCGUUUGCCAGCGGGGUUACCGUGGUGACGGCACAUACUGCGAAGAUGAAAACGAGUGCACGUCUGGCCGUCACGGCUGUGACAUCAACGCUCACUGUGGGAACAUCAUUGGUUCUUACUUCUGCCAGUGCUACCAGGGGUUCAACGGGGACGGCCACUCCUGUUACGAUGUGGAUGAGUGUGCGUUGGGGAACGGUCAUUGUGAGCACAACUGUACUAAUGAGCCCGGGGGGUACAGCUGCCUGUGUGACACGGGAUACCAGCUGGCCCAGGAUGGACACAACUGUACAGAUGUUGACGAGUGUGUGACGAGGAACGGGACUUGUGAGCAGCUGUGCGCCAACACUCACGGCUCCUUCCUCUGCUCGUGUCGUCCUGGUUACCAGCUACACAUCGACGGACACAGCUGUGUCGAUAUUGAUGAGUGUAAGCUUCAGAAGGGGGGGUGCUCUCACGACUGCAUAAACACCCCUGGAGGACACACCUGUUACUGCCCCCCCCCUCUCCUGCUGGGCCCAGACAACCUCUCCUGUGUCAAUGUGACAUCAUGUGACCUGAGAAACGGCGGCUGCGACCAUGUGUGUACCGUACGCGCGGAGGGACGCCUCUACUGCAGCUGCAAGGCAGGCUGGGAACUGGCACCUGACCUGAGGAGCUGUCUGGAUGUGGAUGAGUGUGGGGACUUCACCAAUGGUGGCUGUGAGCAGCUGUGUAUGAAUCACCCAGGAGGGUUCAACUGCUCCUGUAGGGAGGGCUAUGAGUCUCGCACCGAUGACCUCACAAAGUGCAAGCCCAUAUGCAAUCCCCUGUGUCAGAACUAUGGCGUGUGCGUAGCCCCAAACACCUGUGACUGUCCGGCGGGUUACCCUGGAGCUGGUUGCUCAGCCAGUUGCUCUCCACCCUGUGCUCACGGGGGCACCUGCAUGCGCUGGAACAUGUGUCAGUGUUCCACCGGCUGGAGUGGAAGGGGCUGCCACACAGCGGUGUGUGAGCAGCCUUGUGCCAACAGGGGCCGCUGUGUUGGUCCAGACACCUGCCAGUGUCCCUCUGAUUACAGCGGUACCCAGUGCCUUUCCCCCCUCUGCACGCCGUCCUGUCAGAAUGGAGGAAGGUGUGUGGAUGUCAACAAAUGUAUAUGUGUGGAAGGUUGGCAAGGAACUCAUUGCCAGAUAGAACCUGCGCUGUGCCACAAAGCUUGUAAGAAUGGUGGUGUUUGUGUGGGCCUCAACAGAUGCCGUUGUCCCAGUGGGUUUUCCGGAAGUUUCUGUGAGACAGCGAUCAUCACGCCGUGUGUGCCCCCUUGCCAACACGGCGCCGCCUGCAGUCCUCACAACACGUGCACAUGCCCUGAGGGCACAGCGGGGCAUCGCUGCGAGAGACUAACAUGUCCUGUGGUCACCAUGACAGUCAGCAUGGCCCGGGCGGUCAGGAAAGGAGUGAGGGAGAGCUAUGUGGACCGCUGUGGACCUCUGGGAGUUCAGCUUUGCACCAAGUACAGGAUCAAUCAGGCUCGUGUGUAUGUCCAAGCCUACAGAGUGGGUUACAAGACCCAGUGUCCAGAGAAGAAAGGCAGAUGAACAGUCUGUAUGGUCUUCACCAGAUCUACGCCAUCUUGUUCUCAAGCUCUGGUGAAACUCCACGGUGUUGGGCUCCAACAGAGACGAUUAUAUAAAACCCCAUCAAGCCAGCCUCUAGCCAGGCUGCAGUGAAUGACAUAAGAGUCUAAUCGCUCCCAUAAGAGACUGCAUCAUUAAGUGUGUUAACCAAGGUUUUUUGUGAGCCAUAAGCCUCAGAGUGAAUUGUUUUGUAACGUGUAUACUAAGUAAAGGCAGCUGAACGUGAAAAAAGGUU
Messenger RNA from Osmerus eperlanus (European smelt), 2888 nucleotides. RefSeq lists its product as uncharacterized. Gene Ontology annotation, molecular function: calcium ion binding. NCBI's taxonomy places the organism in Eukaryota, Metazoa, Chordata, Actinopteri, Osmeriformes, Osmeridae. The transcript has 23 exons. The coding region runs from base 179 to 2614 and encodes 811 amino acids. The record is from RefSeq and is a predicted model, not a curated record.